Messenger RNA from Tachysurus fulvidraco (yellow catfish), 1947 nucleotides. It is a transcript of the gene dpagt1, whose product is annotated as dolichyl-phosphate (UDP-N-acetylglucosamine) N-acetylglucosaminephosphotransferase 1 (GlcNAc-1-P transferase). The transcript has 9 exons. The coding region runs from base 475 to 1695 and encodes 406 amino acids. Gene Ontology annotation, molecular function: UDP-N-acetylglucosamine-dolichyl-phosphate N-acetylglucosaminephosphotransferase activity. Lineage: Eukaryota; Metazoa; Chordata; Actinopteri; Siluriformes; Bagridae. Gene Ontology annotation, biological process: dolichol-linked oligosaccharide biosynthetic process; protein N-linked glycosylation. Gene Ontology annotation, cellular component: membrane. The record is from RefSeq and is a predicted model, not a curated record.
AUGUCUUUUGGGCCGCGUUCAUGUUGACGGAAGUAGACGUGGAGUUUUCGGAUUGUGCAGCGGCUCGGCUGGAAACGUUGACAUUUCUGUCAAGUUUAGCCGCUUCUCGUUUUUUGUUUGUUUGUUGUUUGUUUGUUGUUAUGUUUUAUCACCGUGGUUUAAAAACAGUUUCCCGUGUAAUGUUAUGGCUGUAACACUGGGGUUGAUUAGUUAGCUAACUGGCUAAAUUAGCUCGAGCUAUGUCAUUCAUAGUCGUGCACUUAGAAGUUGCGAAACAGCAUGAAAGAAGCGUCGUGUGAACAAAUACGAGCCUCGGUAGUAGGGUAACGGAGACCAGCAUGAAUAUUUGUGAGUCUGGGUUUGUUCAGUGAUAGGAAGAGUUCAUUAUAUCGUAGUAAAAGUUGACAGGGACGCUUUGACUCUUGUCCAUCUGUCACAGAUUCAUUACUGUAAGUAGGAGUUUCCAAAAAAAAAAUGUCUCCAGUCCCUUUGCUUCCCCUCAUCAUCAACUGUUGCAUGUCUGUUCUGGGAUGUUUUGCAACACUCAAGCUUAUUCCAGCCUUCAAGGACCAUUUCAUAUCUGCCAGACUAUAUGGCAAGGACAUGAACAAAACAACAAAGAAUGAAGUCCCCGAAUCUCAAGGUGUGAUCAGUGGCACAGUUUUUCUCAUCAUCCUAUUCCUCUUCAUCCCUGUGCCUUUCCUCAGCUGCUUUGUAGGAGAGCAGUGUCAGCGUUUCCCUCAUAACGAGUUUGUGGAGCUGAUUGGUGCGCUGUUAGCCAUCUGCUGCAUGAUCUUCCUCGGCUUUGCUGACGACGUGCUCAACCUGCGAUGGAGACACAAGCUGCUGCUGCCCACUAUGGCCUCAUUGCCUCUCCUCAUGGUCUACUUCACCAACUUCGGCAACACCGUAAUAGUAGUUCCCAAACCGUUCCGAGCCCUGCUGGGGAUGCAUCUCGAUCUGGGUAUCCUGUAUUAUCUUUAUAUGGGAAUGCUGGCUGUGUUCUGCACGAACGCUAUCAACAUCCUGGCUGGGAUCAAUGGCAUCGAGUCCGGCCAGGCUCUCUUCAUCUCCGCGUCCAUCAUCAUUUUCAACAUACUGGAGCUAAAUGGAGACUACAGAGAUGACCAUGUUUUCUCUUUGUACUUCAUGAUCCCGUUCUUUUUCACCACACUUGCUCUUUUCUACCACAACUGGUACCCUUCGUCUGUGUUUGUAGGCGACACCUUCUGUUACUUCGCUGGCAUGACUUUCGCCGUGGUCGGGAUCCUCGGCCAUUUCAGCAAAACCAUGCUGCUCUUCUUCAUCCCUCAAGUCAUAAACUUUAUCUAUUCUUUGCCGCAGCUCUUCCAUAUAGUUCCGUGUCCUAGACAUCGCCUGCCCAGAUUACAGUCUGACACCGGAAAGCUUGGGAUGAGCUACUCAAAGUUUAAAAAGAAGAACCUUGGACAAUUAGGACAGCUCAUACUGAAAGUGGCAGAAACAUUACUGCUGCUGGAUGUGCGAAGAGGUCAGGACGGAGAUGAUGAGUUCAUCGAGUGCAAUAACAUGACUCUAAUAAAUCUAGUGCUCAAAAUACUCGGGCCCACACACGAAAGAAACCUCACAGCCAUUAUGCUGUUAAUACAGGUCAUUGGGAGCGUGAUCGCAUUUGGAAUUCGGUAUCAUUUGGUUCGACUCUUCUAUGAUGUCUAGCAGCAAGCCAAGAGAAUGCAUAGGAGCAAGAAGAAUGUUCCAGUUCCUUACUUUAAAACAAAAAACAAAAACAUUAACAGUUAUGAUGGUUUAAAAGCUUGUUUCUGGUUUAAAAGCUUGUUACCACCUACACAUGGAUUAUGGAUUUGGUUUACUACAGUCCUAAUUUCUGUGUGUCAGGAAACGGACACUGAAAGAAUGUAUUCUAUAGAAACUUGCAUAAUUAAAGAAAGGACAAGGAGUUGAGUUUAA